This is a messenger RNA of Encephalitozoon hellem ATCC 50504, 1071 nucleotides long. Its product is annotated as transcription initiation factor TFIID subunit TAF6. Gene Ontology annotation, biological process: transcription initiation at RNA polymerase II promoter; RNA polymerase II preinitiation complex assembly. Gene Ontology annotation, molecular function: RNA polymerase II general transcription initiation factor activity; protein heterodimerization activity; transcription coactivator activity. Gene Ontology annotation, cellular component: transcription factor TFIID complex; SLIK (SAGA-like) complex; SAGA complex. The record is from RefSeq and is a predicted model, not a curated record. Lineage: Eukaryota; Fungi; Microsporidia; Unikaryonidae. Bases 1 to 1071 code for a protein of 356 amino acids. The transcript has a single exon.
AUGCUGUUUUCGAAGGAAACUCUCAAGUCUUUUGCACAAUCAAAAGGAAUCUCCAACAUUGAUGACGAUGCACUGAGGGUGCUAUCACAGGAUCUGGAAUACAGGAUCAAGGAGGUGUGCCAGGAGGGAAGCAAGUUCAUGGUUGGAUCUAAGAGGACAAAGCUGUCGAUUGACGACAUCAACUAUGCACUGAUCAGUAGAAACGUAGACCCUCUCUUUGGAUACGACCCACAGGAAAGCCUAGUUUUCCGCGGCCUUCCGUCUAAUGUAUACUAUGUUCCUGACGAGGAGAUUGACCUGGAAGAGUAUCUCGAUAGGCCUCUUCCAAAGAUUCCUCUCCGGCCUUCCAUUCAAUCGCAUUGGCUGGCGAUUGAGGGAGUCCAGCCGCAGAUUCCUUACAACCCCAUACUUCUUGAGAAGCCUGUUGCAAAGAAGGAUACACUCGGAACAUACCAGGAAGAGGCCGAGCUGAAGUCCCAGAACAGGCACAUGCUUACUAAGGAGCUUAGCAUGUAUUUUGACAAGGUCAUCCAGGCAAUGGAAACCGACGAGCAGAUAGCCAUGGAGUGCUUGCAUAACGAAAGCGGGAUUCAGCAGCUUGUUCCGUACUUUGUCCACCACUUCAAUGAGCAGAUAAUGAAGAACAUAAAGAACAAGGAGAAGCUCAUGACAGUCAUAAUGGUCUACAACUCACUGCUUCGGAACAAGUACAUCUUCAUUGAUCCAUAUCUCCACCAGGUUCUUCCUUCGCUUAUAACAUGCGUGAUUGGGAAGAGCGUUGAUGAUGAGGUUAGGAGAGUAGCCUCGGAUGUUGUCAAGUAUGUCUUCAGCAACUUUUCUGGGUCUUACAAGACCCUUGCGCCAAGAAUCAUCAACACCCUCAGCAAGGCAUGGCUGGACAAAGAGAAGACCGAGUCCACACAGUAUGGCGCACUUCUUUGCCUAAGCUCUCUAUCCAAGCAUGUUGUGGAGACAGUCAUAAAGCCAAAGGCAGACUACUAUGCCAGGGAAAUCAACAACCCAAAGGUUGCCGAGCUUCUAAAGCAGGUUUUGAAGGCAGACGAGCUUUAA